Apis dorsata (giant honeybee) is the source of this 2178-nucleotide messenger RNA. It is a transcript of the gene cmpy, whose product is annotated as cysteine-rich motor neuron 1 protein-like. The record is from RefSeq and is a predicted model, not a curated record. Bases 1 to 1773 code for a protein of 590 amino acids. The transcript is spliced from 7 exons. Lineage: Eukaryota; Metazoa; Arthropoda; Insecta; Hymenoptera; Apidae. Gene Ontology annotation, molecular function: protein binding; serine-type endopeptidase inhibitor activity.
AUGGCAAUUGGAAGUUUUGGUAGUCCAUUCGUGCAUGACUUGGGCCAACAACUAUCGGUUCUCGUAACUUUUAUUCCGCGCCAACGAGUAACCGGCGUUCGAUCUAGCACCGCUUCUCGUUUUUUUCUUGUUCAAUUCGAACGAAUCGAAACGAAUUCGAUAACCGGUAACGCGAUCCUCUCAUUGCUAACAUGCAAUCGAGAAAAACAUAUUCAACAUUUGUAUUCGUUUGCGUUUAUAGGAGACACGCGUGGCAACGAGUGUCCAGAGGAUAGUGUUCAAGGGGAGGGCGGUGAGUGCAAAUGCGCGGCGGCCAUCGACUGUCCGUCGGUCGAGUGCGAAUCGGGUCAACGUCGGAUCCAGGUGAAGCCAGCCGAUCUAGAAACACCGGGUAGCUGUUGUGCUCGUUACGAUUGCCUGCCCUCAGACUCUCGAGAAUCGGAGCCGUGCCCCGAAAAUAGCGUGUUAACCGAGGAUGGAAAGUGCGAGUGCGCGCCCUGUCCAAGGCCUACCUGUGAACCGGGACAUCGUCCCGUUCAAGUGAGAGCUGCCCUGGAUCGCGAGACACCCGGUAGCUGUUGCCCUCUUUACGAGUGCAAACCUGCAGAGUCCAUCUCAUGGAUAAAAGUGGCAACCGAGAUGACGAAACCGCCUAAAUAUUGUAUUUACGAGGGCAAAGCGAGAGAGUUGAACGAACGAUGGCAGCCAUCCGAUUGUGUUAGUUGCGUCUGCCAGGAGGACGGGAUGGUAUCCUGCCAAGAAUCAAUGUGCAAAUCCUGCGAGAAUGCGAUUCCUCCCGAUCCUGGCGAAUGUUGUCCGCAUUGUCCACCGCUUACGAACACGACGUUCCUCCGAUCGGAGAUACCUUGUCAAACUUCUCUCGACGGUUGCGAGUUAACAUGCGAACACGGUUACGCGAAAGACGAAAGCAAUUGUCCCAUUUGUAGUUGCGACAAAUUCGAGAAAAACGAUGUGAUAAUAACGGAUCGUCCUACUACUAAUGACGAAUCCAAAAACAUUUGUCCAAAGUUUCACUGCGAUUUCGGUUGCAAGAUCGUAAAGGACGAAAAUGAUUGCUCGAUCUGCGAUUGCCAGACUUUUGAACAAUCUACCACUGAUACUGUAGUUAUCGACGAUGCCGGAAAAAAGAUUUGUCCCGAGGUGAAGUGCGAUUUGCACUGCGAACGAGGAUUGGUUAUGGACGAAAACGACUGCACAUUUUGCAAAUGCCGAACGCCAGAAUCGACAAGUUGUCCACCUUUAAUCGGAUGCAGAAAACGAUGCGCAUUUGGUUACAAAACGAACAAACGCGGCUGUUCUAUGUGCCGAUGUCGUGCUUUCUGCGUGGACCACGUGAACGGAACGCAUCCGGAAGGAUCGACUUGGCAUCCGAACUCGUGCACCUCGUGCACCUGCGACACGGGAGGGAAGCUCAGUUGCAAAGAGACUGUUUGCUCGAUAGCUUGCAACGAUCCGUUGCCUGCUAAACCUGGAACUUGUUGUCCGAUUUGUCCGAUCGCGCCGACGAAAGGAAACGGUGCGACGAAUGGCGGUCAUCAUCAAGGCAAAGGAUGGGGCACAGUGCCGAUCAUCUUGAUCACAAUACUCUCCUUGUUCUGCCUGAUGCUCAUCGUCCAUAUUCUUCACAGUCGAUUCCGAGCCCGUCUCUCACCCUCCGAGACUUCUUACUCCAUCUACCCUCCUCAGUACUAUAAAUGCGUGCCAGUGUAUGACACGCCGGUGCAUCGAAACGAGAAAAUUGUACCCUUGUAAAAGACUGUUUGGCAAACCGGGGAAAACGUGAGAUAUUCUUGGACAGACGGAGUUUACGUGCGGCGGCCUCCUCGUGCGCGCCGGCAAUAAGAGAAGAACGAAGACCAAAGCAGAGAAGUGUAGAGGAGAAUGAAACCACACUCUGCUGCCAACAACAAGUCCAAACUUGACGUUUUACCGGUCCAAAAUACCAUAUUGUAGAUUCAGUAUUAUUUAUAAGUAGCGGACGGUUUUACGAUUGUAAGAGAAGAUAACUGAGAUGUAUAGGCCGAUGCUUCGUGAACCACGGCUGUCGGUACCCUCUCGAAUUCCUCUCCCCUCUCCCCCCUUCCCUCCCUCGGCUCUAAUUCGAUACGAUAUCGUGUUACGAUAUGUAAAUUGUAAUACAAAAUACGAUAUGUAAUA